Molecule: messenger RNA, 465 nt
Organism: Trematosphaeria pertusa
Lineage: Eukaryota; Fungi; Ascomycota; Dothideomycetes; Pleosporales; Trematosphaeriaceae
Exons: 1
Coding region: 83-331 (82 amino acids)
Source: RefSeq, a predicted model, not a curated record
AGAAACUUGACGACGCGGUUUCGAAUUCGAUUGCGCAACGCGCGCUUAGCCCCUAGCCGUACCUUCUCCAUCUCCGAUUCGGAUGCGCUCCGGCUCGUGGUUGCAGGGUGUACCGUUGGGCAAGAUGCGCGAAAGACGCAGGGCGAGAGCUUGUUUGGACGUCAGGGAGGAUGGCGAUUGCUCCGCCUCUUGUGGCUUGCGAGGCAGAGGCAUGACUCGAGCGCAGCCACUUCUGAUCGUCAGAGCAGGCCUCGCCGAUGUGUGGAGUUUGGGGGCGGCUCUCGGUAUUCUGCUAGCCAGCGGUGAUGAGAUUUCGGGGCGUGAAGCUUAGCUACGCGUGCGCGAGACUCCUAGACACCUAUCUGGACCUCCCCUACUGCCACUUGGAAUGGGCCAUACUGCGACCUACCCGCUAGUGCAGUUGAGGCUGCUCAUAGCGUCCGCUAUACGCACCCGAUCACCCGU